CUUUCUAAACAUCAGAUAAUCCAUACAGGGAAGAGACCCUAUGAAUGCAGUGAGUGUGGGAAAACCUUCACUAGCAGCUCAGUCCUUUCUCAACAUCAGAGAAUCCACACAGGGAACAGGCCCUAUGAAUGCAGUGAGUGUGGGAAAAGCUUUACCAGCUCAGACCUUUCUAAACAUCAGAGAAUCCACACAGGGAACAGGCCCUAUGAAUGCAGUGAGUGUGGAAAAAGCUUCUCUAUCAGCUCAGUCCUUUCUCAACAUCAGAGAAUCCACACAGGGGAGAGGCCCUUUGAAUGCAGGGAGUGUGGGAAAACAUUCACUUACAGAUCACAUCUUGUUGUUCAUAAGAGACUCCACACAGGGGAGAAGCCCUAUGAAUGCAGUGAGUGUGGGAAAAGCUUCACUCGCAGCUCAAACCUUACUGGGCAUCAGAGAAUCCACACAGGAGAGAGGCCCUAUGUAUGCAGUGAGUGUGGGAAAACCUUCAAUCACAGAUCACACCUUCUUACCCAUCUCAGAAUCCACACAGGAGAGAGGUCCUAUGUAUGCAGUGAUUGUGGAAAAAACUUCAUUCACCGCCAGCAGCUUAAUUGCCAUCAGAGAAUCCACACAGGUAUGCGACCCAAUGGAAGCAGUGAGUGUGGGAAAACCUUGUCUUGCCACUGAGCCCAUGUGAGCCAUCAGAGAAUCUGCAAGGGGGAUCAACACCAUAAAAACCUCUAGGGCUAUCACUACUUUAAUACUUUCCUGAUUCCCACUUUUACAAGCCGUUUGAAGCACCGAUAUCCCUCAGCUUGUCCAGAUGAGUGAGUGGCCUAUUUUUGCAUUUUGCAGUUUGACCUCUUUGAGGUGGACUCAUUUAUCCUUUCUAUCAACUCCAU
Mauremys reevesii (Reeves's turtle) is the source of this 881-nucleotide messenger RNA. RefSeq names its product zinc finger protein 154-like. The transcript has a single exon. The record is from RefSeq and is a predicted model, not a curated record. Gene Ontology annotation, molecular function: DNA-binding transcription factor activity; RNA polymerase II cis-regulatory region sequence-specific DNA binding. The annotation marks the transcript as partial. NCBI's taxonomy places the organism in Eukaryota, Metazoa, Chordata, Testudines, Geoemydidae. Gene Ontology annotation, biological process: regulation of transcription by RNA polymerase II.